UUACGGUUGCUUAGCUACUGAUGCUAAUGUUAAAUUGGCCUUAAAUUGUGUCCUGGUCAGCACAGGUACUGCUGACAAAGGGCAAGUGUAUGUGUGUGUGUGUGUUUGUGUGUGUGUGUGUGUGUGUGUUUGUUUGCAUAAAAGCAAAAAGCUGAUUUAUCAGAAAGGAAGUUGGAGGCAGUGACACACACACACAAUGGACAAAACACACACUGACAGAGCGAUCAGAGGGACAGAAGCAGUGUAAGAGGAAAGCAUGGCUGAAGUGCUCACCUUAGAUGCCAUCUUGUUUGGCUUUCUGGUCUUCUCUGGAAUUCUGGGAAAUAUCCUGGUCAUCUACACGGUGGUACUGUGUUCCAUGGAGAGUUCAUCUCACCACAUGCCUCCGUCUGACCUCAUCCUGCUCAACCUAUCGCUCGCUAACCUGCUGACCUCACUGUUCCGCACCGUACCCAUCUUCAUCUCAGACCUGGGGCUGGAGGUGUAUCUGGACACAAACUGGUGCCGAGUGUUCAUGCUGCUGUGGGUGUGGUGGCGCUCCGUGGGCUGCUGGACCACGCUGGCCCUCAGCAUCUUCCACUACACCACGCUGAGGCGCAAGCACGUGGCCAUAGGUCCGCUAGCGCAACAGAAGGACCGCAGACGCGUGAUUCUGGCACUGGGAUUCGUCUGGGGGGGAAACCUGGUGUUUUCUCUACCGGCCGCCAUCUACAGCAAACACGUGAGUGGAAACGCCACCUCCGAGAUCAUGGUGAUCAGCUGCAGCACUCGCCCGCUGCUCGGCUGCAUGUGGGAAUUCCCCUCCAAAAAGGAAGGAACAGCCUUCGCCUCCACCUCACUCGCCCUCAACGAGGUGCUGCCUAUGCUGCUGAUGGUGAGUACUAACCUGGCGACUCUCCGGGCGCUGGUGAAACACAUCCGCAUGGUGACGGCGAGCGUGGAGAGCGGAGCGGCUCAUGUGCACAUGGAGCGGAAGGCGGGUCAUGUGAUCAUGACUCUGGUGGUUCUGUUCAUUGUGAGUUGGGUGUUGCAGGUGGCCGCCGUGACGUAUUACAACUACAACGGUGGCGUGCAUGCCAAGGGCCUGCUGACUGUCUCGCAGUUCUCCGCCUCCGUCUUCGUGGGCUUCAGCCCCAUGGUGGUGGCGCUCGGCCACGGAAAACUACGCAAGAGAAUCUCAGUCAUGGUGCAGGAGCUGGGCAUCUGGGUGGGCUGCAGGACCACCAAGAGCGAAGACAAUAAGAAGAAGAAGAAAACUCUGGAGAGCUCCACCAUCUCGUACAAACAAGACACGCAAACAAAGAAAGUGACCAUGUGACUUCAUCACUGAGGAUCUUAACACUACCUCCGAUCAUGUGUGUACAUGUCUACACGCUCUCGCUGUUGACUAAACUCACAACCUACAGACAGGCGUUCUUCUGUAGCAGCACUAGAUUAUAACUACAUUAAAUAAAUAAAUAAACAUCAUUAAAUUAUAUUAUUACUAUAAAGUCAAGCCUUCGGCUAAAUCUGAAUAGCAUUCCUGGUGUGUGAAAUAUCCUGCACAGCGCCCCUAGUGGUCAGCAGAGCUGGACAUCUGAAUAAAGCUCCAUCAUGCCGGCGCUUCUAAUUAAUAUGUGCAGCUCGACCACGUGACUGCCUCUUUACGGAGCCACGCCCUAAUUAUUACACUCAUCUCCAUCAGACAUCAGUUUAUUAUUUUCAACAUUCAACAUUUUACACAGAGAUCAUAAAUCUUAUCAUCAUAAAUCACAAGAACU
Messenger RNA from Hemibagrus wyckioides, 1760 nucleotides. Its product is annotated as olfactory receptor class A-like protein 4. The transcript has 3 exons. Gene Ontology annotation, cellular component: membrane. The coding region runs from base 257 to 1318 and encodes 353 amino acids. Gene Ontology annotation, biological process: G protein-coupled receptor signaling pathway. Gene Ontology annotation, molecular function: G protein-coupled receptor activity. The record is from RefSeq and is a predicted model, not a curated record. NCBI's taxonomy places the organism in Eukaryota, Metazoa, Chordata, Actinopteri, Siluriformes, Bagridae.